CGUUCUUUGUUGACCCCGUGCGUCUACACUCUACGAUUUCUGUGCUUCCGUGUCUGUGAGAUCAGCAACUUCGACGGCUGCCUGGCAUUUACACAGCGACCCACGCGGACACCCACACGCUUAGAUAUACACUUGGACUUAGACACACAUCCACUCUGAAAAAUGAUAAAGGCAUCUAGCAGAGCAGCUAUCUCCAGGUCGAUCUUCUCGACAACGUUUCUCGUCGCGUUCUCCCUCGUCGUGGCUAACAGCAUUGUGCCCUGUCCUGUCGACAGAGGUGUCGCCAACGACUCGAAGAUGAGUCCGGCCCAGAUGCAGGAGCUGAUGGAAAAGGAGACGAAAUAGAUUGGCGUCGUCACCCCGGCCGACGCCGUCCUCUGUGCACAUAGCCGCAUCCCGUAUACAUACUCUCACACUUAUACCUAUACAUAUCCGCCUCCAGGCACAUGGACAGCGGCGGAACUCCAAAUUACAUAUAUGAUUUUCUCAUUGGACAGAGCUGCCGCCGAAGUUUUUUUUUCAUUUUGCACUAUUAUUUGCAUUUUCCCCAACUCUAUCAGUACCAUCUCCGUGGUUCUGGUCUCUAUUAUUCUCCACACAGAUAGAGCCGGACGCUGCAGCAGACGUGGGUCUGUACUGCUCCUCGGCACAUCGUGCACAUACACUUAUAUUUACUGCUUCCCUCUUUAUAGAUAAGACCCCUGUAUAACGACUAAACAAGCCAAUCCUGAAGUCACGUGCGCAUCGAGA
Molecule: messenger RNA, 750 nt
Organism: Pichia membranifaciens NRRL Y-2026
Lineage: Eukaryota; Fungi; Ascomycota; Pichiomycetes; Pichiales; Pichiaceae
Exons: 1
Coding region: 163-345 (60 amino acids)
Biological process (GO): mitochondrial respiratory chain complex IV assembly
Source: RefSeq, a predicted model, not a curated record